Molecule: messenger RNA, 3684 nt
Organism: Rosa rugosa (rugosa rose)
Lineage: Eukaryota; Viridiplantae; Streptophyta; Magnoliopsida; Rosales; Rosaceae
Product: probably inactive leucine-rich repeat receptor-like protein kinase IMK2
Exons: 2
Coding region: 1022-3466 (814 amino acids)
Biological process (GO): protein phosphorylation
Molecular function (GO): ATP binding; protein binding; protein kinase activity
Source: RefSeq, a predicted model, not a curated record
UGGUCAAGUCUUGUGCGGGUUUUAGUUUAGUGCACCAGAUUCAGAGUCCUGAGAGAUACGAUGGGGCUAACUGCUUGCUUUAAGUCAUUUCUGCUAUAGAAAGCAAAGCUGGUUUCUCACCUGUAAGGUGCCUUUUACCCUUGUUUCUUUAAGGAGAUGGAAGGCCCCCUUCAUCAUCAUAAUCUUGGCCAAUGCGCCUUUUUUACAGUAGCCAACUGUUUGAACUAUAACCAAUCCCCAGAACAAUUUGAUUCUUCAGGUUCUGUACCCUCAUUGCUCUUCUGCUAGUUGUUCUCAACGUGAUAGGGGUUCUGGAAAGUGUCUGAAUGAAACAGUUAUGGUACACCAGUUCAAAGAACAAUGCCUAUCAACACCAGUGUAGGUGAUGAUUGUGCAAAAAAGGUAAACUUUCAAGUCCUACGCACAGGUUAACAUGCUGUCAAAAAGACCAGCUAAAAAGCUGUGGUAGUCUCGACGAAAUUGAAAAAGCUUCAGACAGUAAAUGUUAAGAACAAGGCCAUUAUGGUCAUUUUGGCUGUAGUGGCACUAUGGCAGAAGCAAUUUUGUUGUUAUUUUUGGCCGGAUGUGGCAGCAGUUAUAGCUUUAUUAUUAUUAUUUUGCCGGGUACUUGACCAAUGAAAUAUAGCCGUUGUUUACGACCCAAUUUCAACCCUACCGUUACAUGGAGGAAGUGCAUGAUGGGGGAAAAUAACUAGCCGUUGCUGUUAACAAAGAUGAAGAUGCCUCCGGAGUCAAGACAUUGACCCCAUUCCUCACCUGACUCUGUGUCCAGUCUCAUCUAAAACCCUAGACAAUAUUCUUUAUCUCCACUCAGAUCCCCCAACUGCCUCAAUCAUUUUCCCCUUCUUAUUUAGCUUUUCCUUUCAUCAUUGUUCAUAGAUAGCUAAACUUCACCUUCUCUUCCUCCACUCUCUCUACUAAGAAGAAGAGAACAAAGAGUGAUCGAACCCCAUUUCUGUGCUCGUCUUCUUCGAAACAGAAACCCUUUUCAUGUUCUUUGAUGGAAAAUAAGUUCAUCCAUGCCUUACUCUUUGUUCAGCUACUGGUUCUCACUUGUAGACCUGUUUCGGGAGGAGGGGAUGGAGUAGUUGUCACCCGAGCCGAUUAUCUAACACUUCGAGCAUUCAAGCAAGAGCUUAUCGAUUUCAAAGGCUUGUUGCGCAGCUGGAAUGACAGUGGCUAUGGAGUUUGCUCAGGUGGGUGGGCAGGAAUCAAGUGUGUUAAGGGGCAGGUCAUUGCAAUCCAGCUUCCAUGGAGGAGACUUGGGGGACGAAUCUCCGAGAAGAUUGGGCAGCUUCAAGGGCUUCGAAAGCUUAGCGUGCAUGACAAUGUCUUAGGUGGCCCUGUCCCUGCGGCUCUGGGAUUCCUCCCCAAUCUAAGAGGGGUUUACCUCUUCAAUAACCGGCUUUCGGGUUCUGUCCCUGCUUCAAUCGGUAACUGUCCUCUUCUUCAAACUCUUGAUUUGAGCAACAAUGCACUUAAUGGUUCUAUUCCUAGUCUUGCAAACUCCACUAGGUUGCUUAGGCUUAAUUUGAGCUUCAAUUCGCUUUCUGGUUCAAUCCCAAGUAGUCUCACUAGGUCAAGUUCCCUAAUUUUCCUUGCUCUACAACACAACAACCUUUCUGGUUCUAUUCCAAGUACUUGGGGUGGAACAAACAGAACUUACCAGCUUAAGUUCUUGACCCUAGCCAAUAAUCUCAUCUCUGGAACUAUCCCAAGCUCUCUGAGCAAGUUGGGUUUUCUUGAAGAGAUUUCUCUGAGCAAUAACCAGAUUACAGGAACCAUACCCAAUGAAAUAGGGGAGCUCACAAGGCUCCAAAAGCUAGACCUAUCCAACAAUGCCAUCAAUGGAAGCAUUCCUGCUACCUUUUCCAAUCUGUCCUCCAUCGUGACAUUGAAUCUAGAAGGCAAUGGCCUUGAUAACCAAAUCCCAGAAGUCUUGGAAAGAAUGCAGAACCUCUCAGUACUUAAUCUGAGGAGUAAUAAAUUCAGUGGUCAUAUUCCAGCUUCUAUUGGGAAUAUCUCUGGGAUUAACCAAGUUGAUUUAUCCAAAAACAAUUUCACUGGAGAAAUUCCUGCUUCAUUUUCCAGCCUAGCCAAUCUCAGUUCCUUCAAUGUUUCUUACAACAAUCUGUCUGGCUUAGUCCCAUCUCUCCUAUCCAAAAAGUUCAAUUCCAGCUCUUUUGUGGGGAAUCUUCAGCUAUGUGGGUAUAGUGCUUCAACUCGAUGUUCUUCUCCGUCACCUCAGAAUAUUACACUUCCAACAAAAGAGCCUUUGAAGAAAAAGCAUCACCACAGACUGAGUACAAAGGACAUAAUUCUCAUAGCAGCAGGUGUCGUCCUAGCGGUUUUGCUUCUACUCUGCUGUUCUUUGCUUCUAUGUUUGUUCAGGAAAAGGUCUGUAUUGAAAGGAAAAAAUAGUAAAACCGCCAAGCAACCGGCCGCUGGGAGCAUUGACAAGGCAGAUCCUGCAGGCGCUGUGGUUUCAUCUGGAGGCGAAGCUGGUGGGAAGCUCGUUCACUUUGAUGGGCCUUUUGUGUUUACAGCUGAUGAUCUAUUGUGUGCCACUGCCGAGAUAAUGGGGAAAAGUACAUAUGGGACAGCAUACAAGGCAACAUUGGAGGAGGGUAAUCAGGUUGCAGUGAAGAGGUUGAGGGAAAAGACUACAAAGGGCCACAAGGAGUUCGAAACUGAAGCUGCAGCAAUUGGGAAGAUUCGGCACCCGAAUCUCCUUGCUCUUAGGGCCUAUUACUUGGGUCCCAAGGGAGAGAAGCUCCUUGUCUUUGAUUUCAUGCCUAAGGGUAGUCUUGCAUCAUUCCUUCAUGCUCGCGGACCAGAAAUGAUCAUUGAUUGGCCAACAAGGAUGAACAUAGCCAUUGGAGUCACAAGAGGACUAUGCCACCUCCACUACCAGGAGAACAUCAUACAUGGGAAUCUCACAUCCAGCAACAUACUACUUGAUGAGCAGACUAAUGCUCACAUUGCAGACUAUGGCCUUUCGAGCCUCAUGACCCCCGCUGCCAACACCAAUGUAAUUGCCACUGCAGGAACCCUCGGCUACAAUGCGCCAGAGCUCUCAAAGACCAAGAAGAGCACAGAAAAAACUGAUGUCUACAGCCUUGGGGUGAUCAUAUUGGAGCUCCUAACAGGAAAAUCACCCGGAGAGCCAAUGAAUGGCAUGGACUUGCCGCAGUGGGUGGCGUCGAUUGUUAAGGAGGAGUGGACUAAUGAAGUUUUUGAUUUGGAGCUUAUAAGGGAUGUUCCAAUCAUAGGUGAUCAGCUGCUUAACACACUGAAAUUGGCUCUGCAUUGUGUGGAUCCCUCACCGGCCGCAAGACCAGAGGCUCAGCAAGUUCUGCAGCAGCUAGAAGAGAUUAAGCCGCCUGAGGUAAAUGUUGGUUCUGCUGACGAAGGAACAGAAGUACCGGCAUCAGCAAUUGAGUAAAAGAAUGUUUCUUGUCAUCUAUUAAUUUGUUCAAAAGGAGUAGAGGGAUAUGUAGGCAUGAAAUUCUUUGGUUACUAGUAUACGUAUAUAUAGGUUAUUGUUUGAUUUUUUUUAUUGCUUGAUUCUUUUUAUUGAGGAUAAAAAUGUACUAUUUCAAGUUGUGGUUCUGUAACAAUCAGCAGAAUUCAUGUUCGAUAUGCAAUUGCAUAAAUUUAAUA